CUCUUUCUCUCUCUCACUUCCCUCACACUUUUCACUCAGAUACCCAAGAUGGCGGCAGCCUCAUCCAUCCAGCCGCCGAGCGUUCACUCUUCUCUAGCCGGGGAGAGCGCACUUUCCCCGGAGAUGGACAGCCCCGAGAGCCGGCAGCCAGAGGAUGAAGAGGCGGCGGCGGCAGCGCAGCCCUCCGACUCGGGGAUUAGCCUCCGCGACCUGCCGGACCUGGAGCCGGAGGAGAUCGAGAGGAGGCUGGCCAAAACUCGCCAGGAGCUGAGCAACAGGAGGAAAAUCCUCAUUAAGAACCUGCCGCCUGACACCACCAACCAGGAAGUCCAUGAAAUUCUGAAAGAAUAUGAACUGAAGUACUGCUUCGUGGACCGCAACAAAGGCACAGCCUUUGUGACUUUGCUGAACGGGGACCAGGCUCAGGAUGCCAUCCGCUCCCUCCAUCACAGCACUGUCCGGGGACGCUUGAUCAACGUCACCCUGCAGCCCACCGACUCCCUGCUCUGCCUCACCAACCUGCCCCACACCUUCACCGCCCAGCAGUUUGAGGAGCUGGUACGCGCCUAUGGAAAUAUCGAGCGCUCCUUCCUGGUGUAUAGUGAGCUGACCGGUCACUCCAAAGGAUAUGGGUUUGUUGAAUACAUGAAGAAGGACUCUGCUUCACGGGCCCGUUCUGAGCUGCUGGGCCGACCGCUGGGUGAUCGCUCAUUGAUGGUGCAGUGGAUGGACGUCAACCAGCUGAGCCAAGAGGAGAACCUGCACUCCAAGUGUCUGUGUGUGAACCGGCUGCCGCUGGACCUCUGUGACUCUGAAGAACUGACCCAGCUCUUCUCUGAAACCUACAAACCUGUCUUCUGCCAGCUUGCUCAGGAUGAGGGCAGCCCAGUCCGAGGCUUCGGUGUGGUGGAGUACGAGAGUGCAGAGCAGGCGGAGGCUGUACUGAUAGAGAUGGACCGAACACUGGUGGGAGGACAGGAGGUCCGUCUGUCACCCUGUACCCCCGGCACCUCAGGAAGAAGCACCCUGGCUGCACUCAUCGCCGCCCAGGGUAUGAUUCUGAGUAAUAGGAAAGGUUUGCUACCAGAACCAAACCUUGCCCAGCUGUUGACCAGUAUGACCAACCCUGCUGCCCUGCAGAUCCUCAUGAGACCGUACCACACUGGGAAAAGAGGAGGGAAGUACGGGCGUCACACCAGCCUGCCGUUCCUCAGACCUCCUCUCACCACAGCUCUGCUCACACUGGGAAAAGCACACCAGAAUGCUAUGCUCGGUAAUGGACUAGUCCUCCAGAACCUCUUGCAUAUGCAGCUGGCACAACAACAGCUUCUACACAUUAAAGACAAACGCAUCAGCAGCGUCUCCAGUCUGCUCGGAGACCCGUCCAGGCUGCUGAUGCAGAAAGCUUUGUCUCUGCGUCCUCAAGGCCUCAUGCCACUGGGGAAAGGCCUGCUGGGAGACUCCCCUACUGAGUUGGGCCAGGAGUCUGUGCCAUCAUCUACCCACAAUGCCACAGUAGUGGUAUCAGCUGCGGGUGUGAUGCCAUACCUCCAGGGUCGAGCUGGAGGGGGAGAACAAAACACCCAUUCUGUCUCCUCAACUCCUUCUGCUUCCUCUUCCUCCUCCUCUUCCUCCUCCACCUCCUGCGACAGGCAGCCAGCUCCUCCUGGGACCAUGGUGAGCUCCCAUCCGCAGGGACAGAGCUACUCUUUGGGUAUAAGUAACUCAGGCCUCGGUCCGCAUCCACCCAACCCUCCUGGAGGAGUUUAUACAUCAACAGGCCAGCACAACAGCUCGGACGGGUGCUCCCUGGCUAGCAUGGUAAGCAGUGGUCAGAGCUCUCUGUUGGGCGAUCCUCCUAAAGAAGUCAGACUGCCCUCCAAUCCAUACCUGAACCUGGCCAGUGUAAUGCCAGGGGUGGUUCUGCAAGGGUCAGUGGGGAGUAAAGCCCAGGGGGGACAGCCUGGCCCCGGGGUGUAUGGCACCUCGGUUGCUCCCGUCGUCUCCCAGGGCGCCGGCUCCUUUUCCCACAGCGCGGCAGCUACAACCACAGCUCCAUACAGCACUGAUACCUCCACUGACUACAGCCAAUACAACCAGGCCUACACACAGGAGGCCAUGCAGCAGUGGUACCAGCACUACCAAGCAGCACAAGCUCACACAUACAGCACCGCUGCCCCACAGGACAGCACGGCCACGGACUACAGCAAGGAGCACACACAGGCUCCACCUGUGUCAACCUACGGGGAUUACAGUUCCUACAUGCAGGCGGUCACUCAGUACUACUCUCAGCCUGCAACAGCCAACCAGGCCUACGCUAGCAAGGAGGUAGAUGUGUGUAAGCCUCUAGGAGUCUCCCUGCACGCAGUCAGUAACGGCGCGGCCCCUCCACCGGCCGUCCUACCAGCUGCUGCCGUGCUCCCAGCCUACAGCACCCUGCCUUUAAUGCCCGGCUUCCUCGGGGCGCCACACCCGGCGGCAGCCGCGCCAAGCCCUGUCACGCACGCACACACUGCCGCCACUGACUGGAACACCUACUACUAUAACCAGACAAGGGGUCAUAAGAGGGAGUACCCUCAGUUAGCGGUGCAGGAAGUGACAUCAUCAGAUGGUGCCUACAUCGGGCAGCACUCCCAAGGCUUGGGGGGGCAGUACGCUGACUACUUUAAGAGGAAGAGGCUCUAGUAUGAACCAAACCACCUUAAAGCCUAAAGCUCAUGGAGGGAGGCACACACAGCGUCUGCUGGAUGUCACAGCUCCCUCUAGUGGCCUUUCUGUGGCGGCCAUUUUGCAUCCCUACAGUAGGUAUUGAGUUUAAUAGUAUUUGGGAUUGCAAAUGGCUCAAGUGAAAGUAAGCCAUAGUGCUCUUUGAUCCUGGCACUUAUGUAUACACACACACACACACACACACACACACACACACACACACA
Molecule: messenger RNA, 2930 nt
Organism: Dicentrarchus labrax (European seabass)
Lineage: Eukaryota; Metazoa; Chordata; Actinopteri; Moronidae
Gene: raver2
Product: ribonucleoprotein, PTB-binding 2
Exons: 16
Coding region: 49-2685 (878 amino acids)
Cellular component (GO): cytosol
Molecular function (GO): mRNA binding
Source: RefSeq, a predicted model, not a curated record